AUAUAAAAGGUUAAAACACUCCUGUUCAAAUGAAAUGGCGGCGCAUUUCAGCUGUGUGUACGAGACAACACGAGACAUUCAGGCGAGAGGGAAGAACCACAGUGCGUUGCUGCGACGACGGAGGACAUGUCAUUGCAACAGGAAGCGAAGGCCGCGCCUCCUCAGCCGCAAGUCGGCAUUCACGCAGACGGCCAGUGCAGACAUGAAUCGUGUGCUCGUUUGCGUGCUGACUGCUGCGUUGAGUCUCGGAAACGGUGAGCAAACGGUGCACCAGCCGGCGGGCGAUGUCCACGCUGUGGAGGGCGCAACGGUGACGCUGGGCUGCAGCUUCAGCAGGACAGGGAGCAACGACUACAUCUUCUGGUACAAACAGGAAGUGAACGCGGCACCCGAGUUUGUUCUGAGCAUCUUUAAGAUCGGUCAGGGCAAGACGGAGAAGAAGUACGCCAACAGGUUUCGCGCCAGCAUGGACUCCAACGCCCUGCAAGCUCCUCUGCAUAUCGAGAGCGUGAAGCUGAGCGACUCGGCAGUCUACUACUGCGCCCUGCAGCCCACGCUGACACAUCCGCUGGCGUGCCUGCACAAAAACACCUGCACCCGCCUCGUGCCACGUCACAUUGGGGGUGUGGUCUCGCGGGAGUCGACUGUGCAAAAAGAGGAUCUUGACUCAUGGGCCAACAGGCCUAAAAAUGGACUCUGUAACUCGUUGAAGACGGAAAUUAAGUUUUGCAUCCGGAUUCUUCUUCUCGCCACCCCUUAGCUUAUCUGAUCUCGCGUCACGCUCUCCUAUGACUACGAGACCAGCAGUGGUUUCGUUUAUGUGCCGCCUCGCUUCCUCCUCACAACUGGAACAAGAGGAUACAAGCAAUACCAGAACAUUCCCGACGGGUGCUACAAAGCUCAAGCGUGAAAAACGCCGGUCCGCAUGUGACGGCUGACGCUGCUCACCACCACUGUGCGUUUGAAUUACAGUGACAAAAACAGAAAUCCAAACUACCUCCAGUCUGCCCACUGAUAUGGACACAGCUGUCACCACCCUACUUUUGAAACCCAAUAAAGAACCAACACGACUA
Molecule: messenger RNA, 1073 nt
Organism: Phyllopteryx taeniolatus (common seadragon)
Lineage: Eukaryota; Metazoa; Chordata; Actinopteri; Syngnathiformes; Syngnathidae
Exons: 2
Coding region: 35-760 (241 amino acids)
Source: RefSeq, a predicted model, not a curated record